UAAAGCAAUAGAACGAACACGAAGGAUAACAAUAAUAAGAAUAAGAAAUCAACCUCAUUUUUAGGAUCACCGAUCAUGACGUAACUAAUUACAAAGCUUUCUGAAUGGAGCAUAAUGAACUGUUGAUGAAGAGUGCACGCUCCAAGCCGUAAACGAAGCCUGCGAGCCAACUGUUAAAGAUCUCCACCGGAGAAGAGAACAGCAAAAAUGGAGCUGAAACUGAUAUGCUAAACGUUUGCAGGACGUGCCUCCAGGAUGGUGACGCCCAAAUGGUCUCCCUUUACGACGAAGCCGAGGACAAGGAGCGGGGCGGAAAUUUACUGUGGGAGAAACUCGAGAGUUUCAGUGGAAUUCAGAUAACUCGCAAGGAGCAUUUCCCCACCAGGAUUUGUCUAAAAUGCAAAGCCUUUCUAAUCCUCGCCCAUAAGUUCCGACAGAUUUGCCAGCGCUCCCAUGACUUCCUAAGUGAAUAUGUGGUGAAAGAUGUAGAGGAGCCUGUUGUGGGUUUGCCAGAAUUUUCUCCGCCACCUGUGGAAACGGAACAGCUGGAGCAACUAGAGGUGGAGGUGCUUGAUGAGGCUGUCUGGGCCGAAGAAGAACGAGUCGAGGAUGUAACAGCUUCGUCACUGAAGGAGAGGCCAGUGGUGUUGGCAGUUGAAACAGUUCCAGCGCCUGCAGUUAGUAACGUCAAGCUGCAUGUAUGCGAGAUAUGUGGCAAUGGCUAUCCUAGGAAGAGCACCCUGGACACUCACAUGAGAAGACAUAACAACGAAAGGCCUUACGAAUGCGAGAUCUGCCACAAGAGUUUUCAUGUCAAUUACCAGUUGAUGCGCCACAUACGGCAGCACACGGGAGCUAAGCCCUACACCUGCCAAUAUUGCCAACGCUGCUUUGCGGAUCGCACUUCCCUUGUGAAGCACGAAAGAACCCAUCGAAAUGAACGUCCUUAUGCUUGUCAGACAUGCGGCAAAACCUUCACUUAUUCUAGCGUCUUGAAAGAACACUACAAAACGCAUACGGGAGAAAAACCUCACACGUGCAAACUCUGCGGCAAGACCUUUGCCCGCACUCACAAUUUGGUCGCCCAUAUGCAGACCCAACAGCAUUUAAAUGAUCCACGAACUGCCGGCUAUCUGAACACGAUAAAAGCCGGCAGCACUGGAACGAUUUUGUAAGAAUAUAAAAUACAGAAAAUUCUUAUGUAUAAAACUAAAGAUUCCUGGUUAACACUCUC
Molecule: messenger RNA, 1234 nt
Organism: Drosophila serrata
Lineage: Eukaryota; Metazoa; Arthropoda; Insecta; Diptera; Drosophilidae
Biological process (GO): regulation of transcription by RNA polymerase II
Cellular component (GO): nucleus
Molecular function (GO): zinc ion binding; DNA-binding transcription factor activity, RNA polymerase II-specific
Source: RefSeq, a predicted model, not a curated record